CAGGAACAGUGAAGCAUGGAGCUGUAUUUUGGUGAAUAUCAGCACGUGCAGCAGGAAUAUGGUGUCCAUCUGAGACUUGCCAGUGAUGAAACCAAAAAAUCCAGGAAUUCCCAGCCCUCUAAGGCAGGCUCCUAUGGCGUCAGUAUUCGGGUACAGGGAAUCGAUGGCCACCCCUACAUAGUUCUGAAUAAUACAGAGCGCUGUGUGCCAGGUACAUCUUUUUCUGAAAAUGGGCCCUCAUUUCCAUCUCCAAUGAUAAAUAACCUGCCUGUGUAUCCCAGCAAUGGUGCUGGGCUAGAGGAGCACAAUGCAGAAGAGUUGCAGCUUCCAGAAAACCCGUAUGCCCAACCCAGCUCAGUAGGGGCCCCAAAACAACCCUCUCUCUUUGAGGGCAAGAAUGGGGUUGUAGAGUGCAAAGAGGGGCCCGUGAAGCCAUCCCACGUACUGAACUUUCAGAGGCACCCAGAGCUUUUGCAGCCCUAUGACCCCGAGAAGAAUGAGUUGGACGUACAAAAUCACCAACCACCUGAGAGUAAUUGGCUAAAAUCCUUAACAGAAGAAAGUAUCAACAAUAAGAAGAGUUGGACUUGCUUCCCCAAAUCUAGUAGUUCCCAGCCUACCAGCCCUCCUUUGGGAGAUGUGGCCAAAUCCAACGUGACAGCCAUUCGUCUAUGCAGCUCGGUGGUCAUAGAUGACCCCAAGAAGCAGACCUCGGUGUGCGUGAAUGUGCAGAGCUGCACCAAGGAGGGGCUGGCAGAGGAGGCCCUUUCUACUAGUGGGAGGCCCCUACCUGCCCAUGGCCCACACACCCACUCUGAAAACAAGAAAACCAGGCCAGAUGUGCUUCCCUUCCGGCGACAAGAUUCAGCCGGUGCCAUCCUGGAUGGAGGUCGGUCUCGGAGAUCCUCCUCGUCGUCGACAACGCCCACUUCGGCCAACUCCUUGUACAGAUUUUUGCUUGAUGAUCAAGAAUGUGCCAUCCAUGCUGACAAUGUGAAUCGUCACGAAAACAGAAGGUAUAUCCCCUUCUUGCCCGGGACGGGGCGUGAUAUUGAUACGGGAUCAAUUCCUGGAGUGGAUCAGUUAAUUGAAAAAUUUGACCAAAAACCUGGGCUGCAGAGGAGGGGAAGGUCUGGGAGGCGAAACAGGAUCCAUCCAGAUGACAGAAAGAGGUCCAGAAGCGUGGAUAGUGCCUUUCCUUUCGGUCUGCAAGGGAACUCGGAGUACCUAAAUGAGUUCAGCAGGAACUUGGGCAAGUCCAGUGAACACCUCCUGCGGCCCUCACAGGUGUGGCAGCGGCCGCCGGCCCAGGAGCACCGUGGGAAACAGAGCAUGGGCCACGCCUCUGCCAAGCUUCAGGGAGCCCACCCCAGGCCUCCCCAGCAGAGCAAAGAGGGGAAAGUUCUAGAAAGCAAAGGUGGUCAGGAAAGUACAACCACACAUGCAUCCUCCCUCCCAGCACAGAGUAAGAAGGAGGAGGAAAUCAAAACAGCCACUGCCACACUGAUGUUACAGAAUCGGGGGCUAGCAACUUCACCUGACUCGGGUGCCAAGAAGAUUUCUGUGAAGACAUUUACUCCCACCUCGAGUACUCAGGCCACACCGGAUCUGUUAAAAGGCCAGCGAGAGCUCACUCAACAAACCAAUGAGGAGACGGCCAAGCAGAUACUUUACAAUUACCUCAAAGAAGGAAGCACUGAUAAUGAUGAUGCUACUAAAAGGAAAGUCAACCUGGUCUUCGAGAAAAUCCAGACUUUAAAGUCUCGAGCAGCAAACACACAAGGAAAUAAUCAAGCUUCUAAUUCUUCAUCUGAAGUGAAAGAUCUGUUGGAACAGAAAAACAAGUUGACUACCGAAGUGGCUGACCUUCAGAGACAACUUCAACUAGGAGUCAAGAAUCAGCAGAACCUCAAAGAAGAAAGAGAAAGAAUGAAAGCCAACUUAGAAGAGCUCCAGAGCCAGCAUGACAAGAAGGCAGAGGAGAACUCCGCGCUGCAGCAGCGCCUCGAAGAAAGUGAAGGGGAGCUCCGGAAAAACCUGGAGGAACUGUUCCAGGUGAAGAUGGAAAGGGAACAGCACCAGACUGAGAUCAGAGAUCUCCAGGACCAGCUCUCAGAAAUGCAUGAUGAACUGGACAGUGCUAAGCGAUCCGAGGACAGAGAGAAGGGGGCUCUCAUUGAGCAGCUCUCCCAGCCAAAGCAGGACCUUCAAGAUCUGCUCAUCGCCAAAGAGGAGCAGGAAGACCUCUUGAGGAAGCGGGAGCGGGAGCUCACGGCCCUGAAGGGAGCCCUGAAAGAAGAGGUUUCCAGUCACGACCAGGAGAUGGAGAAGCUGAAGGAGCAGUAUGACGCCGAGCUGCAGGCCCUGAGGGAGAGCGUGGAAGAGGCCACCAAGAAUGUCGAGGUCCUGGCCAGUCGGAGCACCACUUCGGAGCAAACCCAGCUGGGGGCUGAGAUGCAGGCGAAGGCUCUGGAGGCGGAGAAUGAAAAGCUGCGUGGAAGCCUUGCAGGGCUGGAGCAGAGUGUUGCUCGGCUUCAGAGGCAAGUUGCUGACCUUAAAGACGAUGAAGCCAAGGCAAAGGAAGCCCUCAGGAAGUACGAGGGGGAGGCUCGGCAAUUAGAGGAGGCCCUCGUGCGUGCAAGAAAGGAAGAAAAAGAAGCCACAGCAGCCAGAAGGACCCUGGAGAGUGAGCUAGAAGAUGCUCAGAGAAGUCUGAGUCGGGCCACCCAGGAACAGAAGCAGUUGUCUGAGAAGCUGAAAGAUGAGACUGAGCAGAAGGAGCAGUUAAGGAGACUGAAGAACGAGAUGGAGAAUGAGCGAUGGCACCUGGACAAGACCAUUGAGAAACUGCAGAAGGAGAUGGCUGACAUUGUCGAGGUGUCCCGCACAUCAACGCUGGAGCUCCAGAACCAGCUGGAUGAAUACAAGGAGAAAAAUCGCAGGGAGCUGGCAGAAAUGCAAAGGCAGUUGAAGGAGAAGACCCUAGAGGCAGAAAAGGCCCGUCUGACUGCAGCAAAGAUGCAGGAGGAGAUGCGCCUGAUGGAGGAGGAGCUCCGGGACUACCAGAGAGCUCAGGAUGAGGCGCUCACGAAGAGGCAGCUUCUGGAGCAGACGCUGAAGGACCUGGAGUAUGAGCUGGAGGCCAAGAGUCACCUCAAAGACGACCGCAGCCGACUGGUCAAGCAGAUGGAGGACAAGGUGUCUCAACUGGAGAUUGAACUGGAGGAAGAAAGAAAUAACUCGGAUUUGCUGUCUGAGAGGAUCACGCGGAGCAGGGAGCAGAUGGAGCAGAUGAGGAAUGAGCUACUUCAGGAAAGAGCUGUGAGGCAAGACCUGGAGUGUGACAAGAUUUCCCUGGAGAGACAGAACAAGGACUUAAAGAGCCGGAUCAUCCACCUGGAAGGUUCCUAUCGGUCUAGCAAGGAGGGGCUGGUGGUGCAGCUGGAGAGCAGGAUCGCAGAGCUGGAGGACCGUCUGGAGAGCGAGGAGAGGGACCGGGCCAGCCUCCAGCUCAGCAACCGACGCCUGGAGCGGAAGGUGAAGGAGCUAGUGAUGCAGGUGGAUGAUGAGCACCUGUCGCUGACUGAUCAGAAGGACCAGCUGAGCCUGCGCUUGAAAGCAAUGAAGCGACAGGUAGAGGAGGCCGAGGAGGAGAUCGACAGACUAGAAAGCUCUAAAAAGAAGCUGCAGAGGGAGCUGGAGGAGCAGAUGGAUGUGAACGAGCAGCUGCAGGGACAGCUCACUUCCAUGAAGAAGAACUUAAGGCAGAAGAAGCUGCCCAGUAAAGUGCUGGACGAACUGGACGAUGAUGACGACCUCAGCACCGACGGGGGGAGCCUCUACGAGGCGCCGCUGAGCUACACCUUCCCCAGGGAUGCCACCAGCCAGAUCUGAGGCCACCUCCGGCGCCGUGGAGGUGGCCCAUCAUUCCUCCCAGGGACCGUCGGCCUCCCACAGCAGGAGGCAGGAAAAACAGCGCCUGUCUACAGCUGAGACCCAUCACUGCCUCUUCACAUAACCAGCCGACUGAUUCCUCCACCUCCAUUCCUCCUCGGAUCUCGGAAUGGCAGUGUGGCCCUCCUAUCUUAGACAGGGAGCUGCUGCCGUGUAAAUGCUGAGACGCCUGAGGCCUAGCAGCGGCCACCCAUUGGGGUGUUUGGGAAAACGUGGUUUAGCAGGCUGAAGUCCUCUCUGCACAGCUGUCUGCCAGGCCGUUUGCAUUGCUGCUCCUGCCUGUCUGCCAUCCCCCCGCCAGGAGGAAGGGUCCAAAAUGCUAGUUCUAUUUACUAGCCACUGUGUGUGGUGGGAAAUGAUGUAUGGGCUGUGUAUAUUUUAAAGCAGACCUUCUCCCGACUGCUGCUGUUCCAUGUGGAAUGCUACAGAGGCCUCCUGGGGUGGCGUGUUUGUCAAGGUCACACCUCUACAUUGAGUAUUAUUUUUUUAAUAUGAAGCUACUAGAUUUUAAGUAUUUAGGAGCAGAGGCAAGGCAGAGAAGGUAGAAUAAAGACCACUUUGGACAUCAGAGUUGGAAAAAGGGGUUGUCGAGGUAACAAGGGACAGUUAACCCUGAGAAGAGAAAUGCAGGUGGUCUUGGUGAACAACUUGCUGACGGAAGGAGAGAGAAGCAGAGUGUUGCUUAUAUCUGUGGCCUCAGUUGUUAAUUUCAUCUAGAACAUUGUCAUGAUUUCUGAACCAUGCCGAGCAAGACAAUUCCCAAUCACCAGCUGCCAUUUCUUUUACACGGGGGGUUGGGAGACUUAGAAGUAAGGUUUUUGACAAAUGGUGCGGCCCUCCUGUCACUUCUUAUUGGUACUUUCCUCCCUCCUCCUCCAACAGGUCUCCCCUCCUUGGGCUCUCCUGGUCCUUGAACCGGGUAACUGCUGGGUGGGGGUGGAAUAGGAGGAUAUGGGGACAAGUCCCAUGGACUUAGGGGUGAGGAAGAAGCAGGCAGUGUCCAGUAAGUUCCUGGAGAAAAGGAGAAGAGAUAAGCAGGUGUGUGUGGGUUUGGGUGGGAAGGAAGAGAAGGAAGAAUUUCUUGAAAGCUGAGGAGAUGUGCAGACAGGAGGUAGAUCGAGCGGGAUCUCAGGUUUAUGUCGGGAAAGGGAGGAAGGCAACAGGAAUCAGACAGAGGUGCAUCUGUGCAAACAGGACAGGGAGGCUCGCAACAACUGCCUGGGACCCAGGGACAUCAGCCAGCACCAGGCACGAGGCGACUGGGAGUGGCGAGGUCUGGGCGAGGCCACGCUGCAGGGACAGAAUCACAGAGAGUGUGGCAUUGGGAGAAUGCCGGGUAUACCAGCACUCCCUCCUGGCCUUCCUGCUGUCUCCUCCCUCUGUGACAGUCCCCAGGUAUAUCCAGAGGCCAGGUCCAAUCACAGCUGGGCUCUCAUAGGUCAGGGCCCAGGAGAGAACCCUGUGAGUUGUGCGUUUGUAUGGGGCAGAGGAGACAACGUUAAUCUGCUUCAGCAGUGUACCCAAGCUCCCCAGUAGAUGAGAGCCCCUUGGACCUGAGAACUUCAUGACAGUUGUCAUGGGGGAGCAGGGAAUCUCUGCGCCCUACCUACCCCACAUCACUGAACCCACAAAACGAUUCAGAGCGAUUAGCCUGGUUUAAGGGCAGGUGUGAUUCCCCCCACAGGUGAGGCCUCUGGAGCAGGGAGCCAAGCCCUCUUCCACCUCUGAGUAGGGGUAUGGACAGAUUCCUCCCUUCAGCCAUUCAUUCAUUUAGCAAAUCUAUAUUGAGCAUCUAUGAUGUGCCAGACAUCGUCUGAGGCACUGGGAAUGUAAUGUGAGUAAAAGGAAUCAAAAUCGCACCAGUCCUGGCAUGUAGGCAGGGGAAAGGGAAUGAUAGACAACAGUCGUGCAAACGGACACAGGCUGAGUCCCCAUCCAGCCCUGGACCCCCCUGCCCACUGGGGGCUGCAACAAACAAGCCUGCAGUUGGUCGACCAGCUCACUGGAACUCCCACCACGACCCUCACUGUGGUCAUGCUUUCCCUGCUGCUCCCACUAUGGUUAGAUGUUUGCUGAGAAGCCUGCCUAGUGACGCCUCAGCCCGCUCACGACUGAGGCUGGGAGAUGAGAAGGCUCUGAGGCCCGAGAGCUUUGGGAGUGAGUGAGUGUCUGUCUUGGUUUGUAAGAAAGCCCCAGCCCCUUGUUUUGGCCUGUUCCGCCUGGUACCCAUGGGCUGGCUGCGAGGAGCAAAGAUGCCCAUGGAAAGAACAGAUCACCAGUCAGAAGCCUGGCAUCCUUACCCUAAAUAAUGGGCCAUUUUAAAUGUUAAGUGUGCUAUUCUUCACAGUAUUGGAGUUGACAGUGAGCUGGAUGCACGCAGUGUAGCUUUGGGCUGGGAAGAGUACUGGAUUGGGCAUCGAAGGAAGUGUUUUCAAGUCCAGGUUUUUCUUAUCCCAGUGACCUUGAUGGGGUAUGUGCCCUCAGAGCCACAGAGCGCCCAGAAUAAACAAGGGCCAGGGCCCAAGGUUCUUUCCAGCUCUGACAUUCUUUCUGACAUUCUUUGAUUUUAUUAUAUAUACUUUUUUUGGUUUAUUGCUUUAAGAACUAACCCCACUGAAGAAUAUUUUCUUUAGCUAGCUUAAAAAAGAAAAGAUAUUUUAUUUAAUAAACAAAUAUGUGGCCAAAUGCAAUGCUGAGGAGACAAUCAUCAUCUAUCUUUAUAAUUUUCUUUCUUCUUCUGGGAGUCAUUUGACAGCACCAGGAGGCGUGUUCUGUCGGGUGUCUGCGUUCGGUCUGGUUGGAUUGCUUUGGUUUGUCAUGGGGAAGAGACGUUUCUGUGUAGCUACCUCCAUGUAAGCGAACUGGAUCGAGCAAGAUUGCCUUUCAAUAAACGGUGUCACCCGACAGGAA
This is a messenger RNA of Artibeus jamaicensis (Jamaican fruit-eating bat), 6864 nucleotides long. RefSeq names its product cingulin like 1 (gene CGNL1). NCBI's taxonomy places the organism in Eukaryota, Metazoa, Chordata, Mammalia, Chiroptera, Phyllostomidae. The coding region runs from base 16 to 3894 and encodes 1292 amino acids. The record is from RefSeq and is a predicted model, not a curated record. Gene Ontology annotation, cellular component: myosin complex. The transcript is spliced from 19 exons.